Messenger RNA from Stegodyphus dumicola, 5062 nucleotides. RefSeq lists its product as uncharacterized. Gene Ontology annotation, cellular component: NSL complex. Gene Ontology annotation, biological process: regulation of transcription by RNA polymerase II. Lineage: Eukaryota; Metazoa; Arthropoda; Arachnida; Araneae; Eresidae. The record is from RefSeq and is a predicted model, not a curated record.
CGUAGUUUAGUGUAUAAUUAUAUAAUUUGGUGGGAUUUGUGUAACCAUUGUUUGACACUUGUAGCUUUUUUUCUUCAGAUCUUGCGUAAUGCUUUUUGGUAUGCUUUGAAAAAUCUAUAAUGUCUAAUAAUGACAGAAUAUUAAUAAGUAGUGGUGUUUACAAAAUUGAAGGUGAUGGCCUCUAAUAAGGAUGUUGAUUCGAUCAGAGCAGAGCUUCAACCAAGUGAGAUAUUGGGGGAGACUGCUAAAAAUAUGCAGUGUAGUUCUGUAUCGGAAACUAAUAUUGUACCUUCUGUAGAGAAAGGGAGUGAAUUAUCACGUGAUGUUUCUUUUAAGUGCAAUUCUGUGAGCAGUGAAAAUAGUGAAGAAUGCAUUACUCCUGUAAAACAAAAUAGCACUUAUGAAUUUGCUUCACCUGAAACUGAUGAAAAUCGUACUAUUUCAACCGAUUCGGAUGGAAGUAGCCCAUUGUUUAAGAAACGAAAAUUAUUUGACUUAGAAGCUAUUUCUCCAAGUCAAAGUUAUAUAUUCUCUGAUGCACAGAUUGCAAAAGAAGAUAUGACUUGUGCUGUAAUUGCUUCAGAAAAGGCCUUAAAUACCUUUGUUGAAUGCCUUGAAGGUAUAAAUUUUGAAAAUACUAAAUCAAGUGUUACGGAUUCUUGUGAUACCGCUGAUGUGAACGUUAAAGAAAAUAGAGAAUCAAGUACUGCUGCUACGUGUGAUGUAACUGAUAUCAGCUAUGAAAAUGCAUGCAGUUCUAAGGUUAAUGACCAGUCUAGAAAAGGUAUUAAACGUAAGAGAAGAAGUAUGCUGUCUAGUAGUUCUGUAACAGAAGAUGUUCAUACAGUACCUCAUAGACCUGGUAUUGAGUGGAAAAUUGGAGAAGCACUGAAAGUUAAAGAAAAAUCGCUUUGGUAUGAUGCUAAGAUUGUAGAUAUUGAUUUAGUAAAAUUAAGAGUUAAAGUACAUUAUUUAAAUUGGAAUUCAAGAUAUGAUUCAUGGUUAUCAAUGUUGAGUGAAAAUAUAAAGCCAUCAGAAGUAAAGUCAUCAGGAAAGAAAAUUUGCAAGCAGUACAAUGAAGGUCAGAGAGUUCUUGCGAAAUGGAAGGAUAAUAAAAUGUAUGAAGCAGUCAUUAAGAAAUGCAUUGGAGAUGAUAAUUAUCUAGUUUUCUUUAAAGAGGAUGGUAUGAAGCGUAAACUUCACACAUCAGAUAUUCAAGAAAUUUACAAGAAAAAGGUACCAGUUGUUUCAAAAUCGGAUGAGCAGAGUGAAGUUAAAGUUGCUACUAAAGAAUUUGUCAUUCAAGAAGAUCAUAAUCAAUAUAAGUGCUCUUACGAUGGCUGUACUAAAAGCUUUCGCAAAGAAACUCUUUUAACGUCGCAUUUAAAACACUAUCAUGGUGAGCAGAAAGGAAAGAAUGAUGUCUCUAGCAAAGUACAGGAAUGUAAGAGUGUAACUGAAAUCACUGUGGGUAAUAAAAGAAGGCAUAGCAUAAAGCAAAAAGAGUCUGUACGUCAUGUAAAAAGUAAUCUUGAGGUAGGAAAUGUUGCAGAAGUUUUAUCAAAAUAUGUUGAAAUUAAAAAAGAGAAUAAAAGAAGAUUAAGUCUAAAACAAGAACUUGUCGAUGGUCUUAAAAAAGACUUUCAAACAGCGCUUACCAGUGAAGCAGUUAAAGUCCUGGAGGUAAAAAAUGAAAUUCCUUCAAAUGGGAAUUCAGAUGAUGUGGGCCAGCAGUUAAAAACAUCUGCAAAAAUAGACACUCCUGUUCCCCAGAGAUCUUUCAGGAGAAAAGUUUCUCUACCUGCUAAAUAUGCGAAUUCAGAAGUUUAUUUGACCUCUCCUGUUAUUAAACAAAUCCGCAACUUAAGUGAUGAAAGAGAGACUUUCCCUGUUGUAAAACAUCCAGAGAAAAAAACCUCAAAAUCAAUUGUCCAAAGAAGGAAAGAAUCGGUCUAUACUGUAAUGAGUGGUUUUGCAUCCAAAUACAAUGAUAAAGAAAAGAAAAUGGAAAAGAGUGUUAAAAAACCAAGUAUCAUUGAGCGACUGGUAAACAAAUCUCGGUCAUUACGAUCACAGUACAAAAUAACAAAUCGUAAAUCUAAUAUGCUAAAGAAAAGAAAUACUGCUUGGAAGAAAAGUAAAUCUCAGAUUAGUUCAGAAGAUUUGAGAAAUGAAAACUUGAAUUGUGAUGUAAAUACAAGUGAAAAUAAAAUUGUCGAAGAGGUUGAAGUAAGUAAAAUAAUCAACCAGGAAGCAAAAUCCAGCACAUCGGAAGAUAUUCAAUCACAUAGUAAAUCCAAAAUAUUAAAUGAAAAAGAAGUUGCUAAUGUACAUGCAGCUAAACCUGACAUAACUGAAUUUAGUGUAACUAAGCUUAGUACUGAAUCAUUGUAUGCUGGCCAUUCUAUGUCUUUGCCCUCAAAUUCAGUUGAGCAGUUUGCAAAUCAAGUCUCAUCACAAAUCGAUGAAAAUUCAGCAGCAGACUUUAAUGAAGUAAAUAAAACCUACAGAAUGGCUGUUGAUGCUGUAUCAAGCCACUGGUCAAGUAAUUCUCAAAAUAAAGAGACAAAUGAUGAUUUAAAAAUGGCCACUAAUAUAGAUAUUGAUAAAAAAAAUCCAGGAGUAACUGAUCUGCCGCCAAAUAAAACUUCUCAGUUGGAGGACUUUGAUGUUAAACAUGAUAAAAAUAUAUCUUUAAGUUCUGUUUUAAAUACUAUAUCCAAAUCUGUGGAUUCAGAGGAUCACACCACGAAUAAUAAUGCUAAAAAGGAUAUCAAAAUUAAAGCUGAUUCUACAUCAACUAGUGCUUCUUUAGUUCCCAGUCAUGUUAUGUGCACGCGUUUUAAAGAUUCAACCUUGGAAAAGGCAAAAUUGGAAACUAAAGAAAAUAGCUGUGUUUUACCUGUCAGGAGGAGAAUAAGGAGGCCUCCUUGGACAGGAAUACGGUAUCGGCGGAGAAGAACUCGAUCAAAAAAUGACUCGUUAUCAAAAGAUACUGAAUCGAUAGUUUCAGAUAAUGCAGCAGUAUCUCCAGAAAAAGAUGCAGCUUCUGAUGGUCCUAAAUACAAGAUUCCCAACCUAUCAGAAAUCGAAAACUCCGAAAGUCUCGAAGGGGAUGAUCUUGUGGUGUGUGUAUGCAACAGUACCGCAGACGAGGGCAAGAUGGUCCAAUGCGAUUUCUGCAAAACAUGGCAGCAUUGUGUGUGUCUUAAUAUAAAAUAUGUUCGACAAGAUGAAGAACAUAUGUGUCAUAACUGCCGUUAUUCUAAAGCCAUCGAGGAAACAAAAGAUAAACAUGACAUGGAAUGGAUUUCGAAACGGGAAUUACCCUUCUUCAAAUUUUCACAGCUGGCUUCUAUGAAUGAGACUGAGAAAGAAGCAAAAAUUCAACCUUUGAUGCAGAUUGUCGAUUUUUACAACCGUGCCAAAGAUCUUCAAAGGAUUUUGACAAAAUGUAAGCAUAUCUAUACCUAUCUCAAAGAAUGUUAUCGUGAUAAAACAGAUGAAGAAAAAUGUAGUGAUUCCACUUUAUCAAAUGCUUCUGCUUCAUCCGAUUUGGAUAAUUUGACAGCAGCGGCAUAUAUAAUUGUUCCAGAAAGUUUAUGUUCAAUUUAUUUUCUUGAUAUUUUGAUCAGUGAUCAUUUUGCUGAAAAGUAUGCUGUUGAUAUUUUAACAGAAGAAGAAAUAAAUAUUCUGGUUUCAUUGAAGCCUUCCAUCAGCUCUUUUUUGCUAAAUUGUGAAAGGAAAUCAGAAAGGAAAAGUGACAGAGAAUCUGAAUUUCUGACUUGUCACUCAGAGAUUAAACCUAUUUUAGUGAAAAUUCUUAAUGCUUGUAAAAUGUUGACCUACAAUGAAAAAUUAUGCACAUCUGUAGCUUCUGAUACUGUCUUGAAAUCUAAUAUGAAAAUGAAAUUGGAGAGGAGUAGUGAUUUUGCAAAAUUAUUUCAAGACAUCAGAUUGGGGAAAAAACCAUCUUUAGACAGCAUUUUAGAAAAUGAAGAGUUUUUAGAAUCAUACUCUUUAACAAGCACUGGAAAUUCAGACUCCAACAAAAAGUGUGAACUCAUUGGAUUCCUUGUGCUUAAAAGAUGUGAGAACGGUGAAAAUAAAACCUUAUGUGUUGGGCUUGGUACUGUAAAUGUAAUAACAGUAGAUAAACUUGAUGAUUCUUUUGAUAAUAAAAUGUCUACAGAGAAGGAAAAACUGAAUAUUUUAGAUGCGUUAGGAAAGGAUCUUGAGAGUAUAGAUGUAACCCAUGCAGCAUUUUGUCCGAAAGAAGUUAUGGAAAGUUUGUUCAAUUUUUUUAAUUAUGCGAAUUCAGAGUUGACUUCACUGUUGACAGCAAUACAGGCUGCAAAUGAUGCCGAUGAUCCACCAUUAGAAGAAUGCAAAACAGAGUAUAGCAGGGAUAAUAUAUCCAAUGUAAUAAAAGGAGUAGUUAAGGAUUUAGAACUUCUGAAAUCGAUUGAGCAGUUUAAUAUACUUGGCACUGGAUGGAAUGGCAUUUCAGUUCCGACAAAGUUACCAUGAAGAGAACUGACUAGAAAUUAUCUUUAUCACAAAUUGUAGAUGCUCAUCACCGAGUCGGAUUCUCAUUGAUUUUUUAACUGUGAAAAAAACCUGCUCCCAUAUAAAUGAGACUUUAUAACAGAGAAACCUGUGUUAACAAUAGCUCUUAAAUUCUGUUUAUUUUCGAAGGUAAACUGGAGAACAAAACAUUAUAUGCAUGAAUGACAGGAGCAAAACAAAGGUCAAAUUUAUAAGCUUUUAUUUAGCUCACUCAUGGUGUUUGUGGCUAUGGUCAAAAGUUUUAAUCAGUUUUUAAACUACUUCCUGAUAAGUUACCGAGUUCAAAUUUUGGACUGUGAAUGAUAAUAAAGUGUGGUGAAAACAAUUUUUUUCAAAAUUUAAAUUUUUUUAAUUUAAUUUUGAAAUGAUUUUUUCACAUGCAUCUUCAUUUAUUAUUAUUAUUUACGUGUUUCACCUUAAGGCACUACAAGGAAGGGUGGGAUAUCUUCAUUUAACAAACAAAAUAAAUACGGUUUAUAGAUCAUCAAUUUAA